AUGAGUUCCCAUAGGUGUGCAGCUUGCAAGCAUUUGAGAAGAAGAUGCCCUUCCGACUGCAUCUUCUCCCCGUAUUUCCCGUCCAAUAAUCCUCGCAAAUUUUCGUAUGUUCACAAAGUGUAUGGAGCCAGCAAUGUUUCAAAGAUACUACAGGAUUUGCCGGUGAACUUGAGAGCCGAAGCUGUUGAGUCGUUGUACUAUGAAGCUUAUUGCAGAGUAAAAGAUCCGGUGUACGGUUGUGUUGGUAUGAUCACGAUAUUGCAUCAACAAAUAUGUAUUGCGCAAUAUCAUUUGGCUCGAAUUCAAGCCGAGAUUGCUGUUCUAAAGAAUCAACCUCCUAUAGCUAAUAGUAAUAACACAACAUCGGCAGCAGGGCCGAGCCAAACCCAGAAUCCGAACUUGUUCGUCGGACAAAAUCCUCAUUCGAUUUUCGAUCCUUCGUCGUGGUUUGCUUAGUUGCUCAAGAUAGAUCUUAAGAGUUUUGAUUUCCAUAUAUAGUUAUGGUUAUUCUCCUCUCUCUCUCUCUUACAUUUUUAUAUUUAUUUUUAGAUUUUGGUAGCAGAGAUGAAUAAUGUGAUCAAAUAUAUAUAGGGAAAUUUGAUUCAGUAUUGUUAUUCGAGUAGCUAGGUUAAUGGUGUUUUUGAAAUAGCAAUGUUACAGAGACUCAUUCAUUUUAUUUUUAUUAGUAACAGUACUAUCUACUUAAUA
Molecule: messenger RNA, 708 nt
Organism: Andrographis paniculata
Lineage: Eukaryota; Viridiplantae; Streptophyta; Magnoliopsida; Lamiales; Acanthaceae
Product: LOB domain-containing protein 24-like
Exons: 2
Coding region: 1-456 (151 amino acids)
Source: RefSeq, a predicted model, not a curated record